Molecule: messenger RNA, 858 nt
Organism: Drosophila erecta
Lineage: Eukaryota; Metazoa; Arthropoda; Insecta; Diptera; Drosophilidae
Exons: 1
Coding region: 27-731 (234 amino acids)
Source: RefSeq, a predicted model, not a curated record
UGUAAAUUAUUUGGUUUAGUUUUAUAAUGUCUGGAGCGGAGUCGCUUUUUACUUGGGUGUAUGGACCGGGUGUCACAACGCAAGGGAGCACCGUGAUAGUGCAUCACCAGCCCGAAGCCCUGCGACCCGUGCUCUUUGUGUUCUAUACACUGGAAACCAUCUUCAACAUGUUCUGCAUGGGAUAUCACAUAUCUGGCUUUCAGGUCAUCGAAGUGCAUAUGUUCGAAUGGGAUGAGGUGGCCAUCCACUACUUCUACCUCACGACCUUCUACUUCUUUAUGGUGGUGACACUCUUGCAGAGCGUCAGUAUAUGCACCGGCAACAAGUCCACCGUCAUCACGGAGAUCUGGAAGUCCUCGUUGGCCGCCAUCGCCUUCAUCCUCAUAUCCUUGACCACAAUGUAUGACGCGGAGCGGCAGUUCUACGUGUUCUUCAUGGAGAGGGAAGUGGAUGAAAAGCAUGUCCACCAACUUUUGGAGGAGCGACCGAUGCACCCGUUCUUCUUCUACCUGCGUGGACAGUCCAUCUCCUCGCUCGCCUGCGGAAUACUCUACCUGCUCCACGCCACCAUCAUGAUCGACGUCAAGCUGACCCACGACCUGAACCAAGGUGCUAACAAGGGCACCUACAUGCCCAUACCUCUCUUUGUCCUGGGCAGAUUCAUCCACGGGAAGCUAAGCCGCUACAGUUGGUUUCGGGAGUUCUGCGAGAACGAGACCAUUUACUUGUAGACGGACUCUGGAAACUUUUCUAUAAUGAGCCCGUGAUUUCUGUUUCAUAUUUUGUAAUACCGCCCUUUCCAAAUUUUAUAAGUACCUAUGUCUGCUGCGUGCAUAUGUAUCCAUAAACUAUAUUUUU